This is a messenger RNA of Parasteatoda tepidariorum (common house spider), 3928 nucleotides long. RefSeq names its product protein glass-like. The record is from RefSeq and is a predicted model, not a curated record. Lineage: Eukaryota; Metazoa; Arthropoda; Arachnida; Araneae; Theridiidae.
GAUAUUAAAAUUUUUUUCUCAAAUUUUCUAGUGAAAGAAAUUUUAACUGUUUAACUGAAAAUUUGGGUUAAUCGAAUAUGGUUUUUUGAUAGAGUAUUAGCAUUGCUCAAAAUUAAUGGUCGACUAUUUUUCUGGGACUCAAAAAUUUAUCUCAGAUCACACAGAAAUUUAUCUCUGAUGGUAUGCUUUUGCGGUCUUGUGAUUUGGUCUAUAUUUAUAGUCCAAAGUUAAUCUGACAUGUUGAUUUACAAUUUUUGUAUUAACUAUAGCUUUAUCUAUGAAUAAGUUUUGUUUGUUUUGUCACCAUUUGAAAGGUACCAAAAGAGAAAUGAAAUCAUUCCUGUUUACUUUUGAUUCGGAAGUAAUCGUGAAUCUUUCCCUGGAAACAAUCGGAGAAUCUCACAACAGAACUUGUGAAUGGGAUCUUUUAGCCAUCUAUUCUGGCCUGAAGCAAGAACUUAUAGCCAACAAAGAACUCAACAGCAAUCAUCAUCCAUACAAAUGCAACCUCUGCCCCUACACAACAUUUCUGCCCACAGUUCUGAGGCAGCACAUGCUGACCCAUUCCAUCGAGAGACCUUACAAGUGUCCCAUCUGCAAUAAGGGAUUCACUCAGAAGGGAAGUGUGCAGCUUCACAUGCUUCACCACACGGGCGAGCGUCCUCACAAGUGCCCUGUCUGCCAGAGAUGCUACUCUCAGAAGGGGAGCAUGCGCAGGCACAUUCUGCAACAUUUGGGGAAAGACUCAAACCGCUGCCCCCUCUGCUCCGAGGACUUCGAGCUACGCUCAGAAGUAGAAGUUCAUCUCAUUCAACACACCAAAAAGGAUUCCUUCUUCUGCAGCCUCUGCCAAGCGACCUUCACUAGCGCUUUCAACCUGGAAGAACACAACAAAGUGCAUCACUAGGUCUUCAUUUAAAAAGGCAGCACUGUCUUGUUUUGAACUGCUAACAGGUACCCUAAAUAUAGUUCGUUCACCGGGAGUCGGCACUCGGAUCCACCUUCGUCGUGUUUGUCGAUCGUAUGACAAAAAUGAUUAUUUCACAAUCUUUGUGUACAUUUUUUUAACAUUAAAUAUUUCAUAAAUUUGAUAAAAGUGCCAACUUCUGCUGAACGAACUAUACAGGAAUUUCAGUUCUAAAGAUCAUUUUGCAUUUAUGAAACAUUUGAAUAUUUAUAUUGCAAUAAUAUAAUAUUAUGUUGUAUUAAAUCAAAGAGUCUUCAACAACUUCCAAAUGUGUUGGUUUCUUAAGCGCAGCAUUUUUUGUUUUAAAUAGAAGAGAAAGGCCAUUGCUUGAUAUUGAAGCACUUCAACGCCUACAUAGCUAGUUUUUUUAAAAAAAAAGAUUUGCCAGUUUUAAAAAUUUGAUCACAGUUGGCAAGUUUUGUGCCUUGCUAACAGUCAAGACUGCGCAAGAUGAUUAAAUGUGGUGCAUCGCUUUAGUGGCUUUCUUAUAGAGGGAGAUGAGACUUUUUCUUUUUUUUUACAUCACUACUUUUAUUUUUAUAUAUAGUUCUUAUGUUUGCGAGUCUAAAUAUUUAUUAUGUAAUAAUUUAACGGUACUUUUCCAUUUCACCGGCGCAAGUGAAUUCAGCUACUUUAUCUGUUUAAUUUUUAAACAUAUUAAUCGUGACCUAAAGAUAAUAAAUAUAAAAUAAUAAUUUUAAAAACAAUUGAAUAUACUAGCGUUUGGUGACUUUACAUUAGCAACUUUGUCUUCUCUGCACGGGCAGAAUGGAAAAGUACCAAUCUAACAAUAAUUAUAUUUCAAUGUAAAUAUAGUUUGUCUAAAGUAAGAACUCCCCAUGCCAUUUGUCUGUAACCUUGGCGGUGACUAUGGUUAUAAGGUAUAACUAUUUCAAGUAGGGGUGUGGGGUCCUUGUUUAGGACAUGAGAGAACGGGAAUCUUUUUCUAUUGUGUUAUCACUACAGUGAAGAAAAGCUACUCUCCCUGAAAUGCGCUAUUCUUGUUUCCAUAUCAGCAGACGGUCUCAGAGUUUGUGGGGGGAGGGGAGUUCUUACGUUAGACAAACUAUAGCUUACUGUAGUGGUCAACUCGAUAUGUUUUACCGUAUGCAAUAUGGGUACGGUACUAAUAGGUUAAGAAUAGCCGUUUUGAAACAGAUGGGUACCACAUAUUUUAGAUGAAAAAAGCCUUGAAUUAACAUUUAACGUAGAUUCAGCACACUUUCACAUUAAAUACAAAAAUGAUCAGUUAAGCGAAAUUUGAAGUCUUUUUUUUGAUGAAAAGAAAUUUAGUUGCUAUUUUAUUUCUUAACCUUUUUCUUAUCAAAUAUGUUUCUUAUUACGUUUAUUGUAAAUAAUACAUUGUUUAUAGAAGUUAUUAAUUUUAAUUAUUGCUUGUAAAUUGCCGAUUAGAGUAAGAGAGCAAAUUAUUCUAUAAGUUAUUUUAAAAACAUUAUCAUUUAUUCAGAAAAAUGAAUUCGAAUAUUGAAUGUACUCAUUGUUGUCCAGAUAAAGUAAAUUUUGUUUUGAUUAUGUUUCAGGCAUCCCAUUUUCUAUGAAUAGAAAAUUUGGAAUAAUUCAUUUGAAGAAUCAAAAGAUUUCUCACUACUAAAAAUCUCAAUUCUUAGGGACUAAUUAAUUAUAUGCCUUCUCACCUGGUUUAAUUGUUGAAACUUUCAGGUCAUUUUCUGAAUUCGAUUAACAAUUUUAUAUUUUCAAAAAGUCUAGCUCAUAUUUUCUCACCAAUCUUGCUGAAUGGUUCAUAACUAUUGAUUUGUCUCUUACAUCUGUUUUUAAAAUUAUCAUCAACAAUACAGUAAUCAUAUAAUACAAUUUUUAAAUGGUGAAUUAAAAAAAAAUCACCCAUUAUCACUUUUGCAAAAAAAAAACCUAUUUCAAGAUUAUUUUAUGAACACGAUAUCAAAUUUUAUUCGGUAUGUGAGAAUAUUGACUGGUUGUUUUUGAAUGGUACUAUAAAAUAUAUUGGUCUCAAAUUUUUAUGACAUGUUUUCUUAGUGUCACUUCAAUUCAAAAUUACUUUUAUGAUAAGCCAUCCAUAUAUGUAUUCAGAGAUCAGAUUCAGGUAGAAUUUUUGAGUGCAAUCCAAUUACACUGAUAAAUGCUAGCUUUUUCUCUACCAUAAUUUAUUACUUUAAGAAAUUGAUAUUUGGUUUUCGUCAUAGGAUAGAAAUAUGUUGUAAUAUAUUAAAACCAACCAAAUUUUUUGAUUUUUACAUUUUGUUAGGUUUUAGUUACCUUUAUUUUAUUUAUCAUCAUUUGUACUAAUUUCAGAAUGCAGUAUGUAAUGCUCUGUCAACAUCUGGCUUAUAUCUGUUUUAUAUCUAAUUGAAAUGAAAUAAAACAGUCAAACCCCAUUAUCGUGAACCUUCAAGGAACAGAUUGUUUGGUUCACUAUAUCCCUACUGCAAACAAUUUUAACUCAUUUUUCUGAACUCCUCCCUCUUAUUACACAUCAUUAUUUAAAUAAAUGACCCAUGAAAAGAAAUGCAAAAAUGAUUUAAAAACAGUAUGUAGUAACAAAAAAUGUGUUACCUUUUAUUUUUUAUUACUCUUCGUUUUGCGUAUAAAAAGAUGGCCUUUACUUAAAGAUGGGAAACUGCGAUAGAAGAGAGAAGCAAACGAAGAAAAGAUUCUUGUGGCUACAUCCUACUCAAUAGUUUCCGAUAAAAAAACCGAUAUAUGUAUUUUCUGCAGAAAUUUCAAAAUUACCUCCCCCCCCCAAAAAAAAAUGAAGAAAACAAAUCAAUUGAGGACAGAAAAAAAGUUAAAAAUAACCAAUUUCCUCUCUUCUUAUGGUUCACUCUAUCGACAAAAAAUAUUCUUAUAUGUGUAUAGCAAGGCACAACAUUUUGUUCACUAUAGUGGGGUUUGACUGUAUUAAUGAACAGUAAUAAUUGGUUUACAGGGUGGCCACCCACCUGGAAUUAUCAGGGAGUUUUU